CAACAGCUGGUUCAAGAGAUAGCAGUGGGGAGGGAGCAGGAGAGAAGAAACUCGUCAGGGAGCUCACAAGAGAAGCAGAAGGAAACGCCACUAUUUGUAGAUUCUUAAGCCAACAAAAGUACCUCCAUUAUUUUUUUGUCUGGAAGACAGAUUCAGAGAGUCAGCCCCAAGCAACAGUUCAAGACAGACACUUCCUGUGGCCACGUGGAUAAGGGCAGCCUGCAACCAUGGGACAGGCCCUGGGGAUCAAGAGCUGCGACUUCCAGGCAGCAAGAAACAAUGAGGAGCACCACACCAAGGACAUCAGCUCCAGGCGCCUCAUUGUGAGGAGGGGACAGCCCUUCUCCAUCAGGCUGCACUUCCAGGAUCCGGUCCUCGCAUAUCUGCCUGCCCUAAAGAAGGUGGCCCUCAUUGCACAAACCGGAGAGCAGCCUUCCAAGGCCAACAGGACCCAAGCCACCUUCCCAAUUUCCAGUCUGGGGAACCGGAAGAGCUGGAGUGCGCAGGUGGAGGAGAGAGAUGCCCAGGCCUGGACCAUCUCUGUGACCACGCCCUCCGAUGCUGUCAUUGGGCACUACUCACUCCUGCUGCAGGUCUCACGCAGGAAGCCACGCCUCCUAGGCCAGUUCACCUUGCUCUUUAACCCCUGGGUUCGAGAGGACGCUGUGUUCCUGGAGAAUGAGGCUCAGCGCUGGGAGUACGUGCUGAACCAGAACGGCCUCAUCUACCUGGGCACGGCGGACUGCAUCCAGGAAGAGCCCUGGGACUUCGGCCAGUUUGAGGGGGAUGUCUUGGACCUCAGCCUGGACUUGCUGAGCAUGGACGAGCAAGUGGAGGAGUGGGGCAACCCUGUGCAUGUGGCCCUCGUUUUGGGCGCUGUGCUGCGUGCCCUCCAGGAGAAGAGCGUCCUGCCCGCCCCGCAGGCCCAGGACGCCGCGGAGGGGGCCUGGCUGAGCAAGCGCCGGGGCAGCGCGCCCAUCCUGAGGCGGUGGUGCACCGGCCACGGGCGGCCGGUGGGUGCCGGCCAGGCCUGGGUGCUGGCCGCUGUUGCCUGCACAGCGCUGCGGGCCCUGGGCAUCCCUGCGCGCGCCGUGACCGCCUUCUCCUCCGCCCAGGGCACGGGCGGGGGGCUGCUGGUGGACGAGUACUACAGCGAGGAGGGCCUCCUGAACGGAGAGGGCCAGCGAGGCAGGAUCUGGAUCUUCCAGACUUCCACAGAGUGCUGGAUGGCCCGGCCUGAUUUGCCUCAGGGUUACCGUGGAUGGCAGAUUCUGUACCCAAGUGCUCGUAAGGGAGGUGCAGUCCUGAAGGCCUGUGAUCUGGUCCCUGUCAGAGCGGUCAAGGAGGGGACCCUGGGGCUGACCCCUGGAGUAGCAGACAUUUUUGCCUCGGUAAAUGCCUCGUGCGUGGUCUGGAAGUGCUGUGAGGAUGGGACCCUGGAGCUGACCAACUCCAACACCAAGUAUGUGGGCCGCAACAUCAGCACCAAAGGUGUGGGCAGUGACCGCUGUGAGGACAUCACUCAGAACUACAAGUAUCCCGAAGGAUCUCUUCAAGAAAAAGAGGUGCUGGAGAGAGUCCAGAAAGAGAAACUGGAGCAUGGGGCAGACAACGGCAUUCGUCCUCCCAGUCUCGAGACUGCUGAUCCUCUGUACCUGUUCUUGGAAGCACCCAGCUCCCUACCCCUGAGAGGGGAUGCCCAGUUCUCCGUGACCCUGGUUAACCCCGGUGACCAGGAGAAGGCUGUGCAGCUGGCCAUUGGGGUGCAGGCCGUGUACUACAACGGCACCCUUGCUGCUGAGCUCUGGAGGGAGAAGCUGCUCCUUACGCUCAGCGCCAACCUGGUCAGGAGAAUCACCACCAGCCUGUCCUUCUCCCAUUUUGAGCGAAGCCCACCUGAGAACAGCUUCCUCAGACUUACUGCUGUGGCAACGCACUCAGAGUCCAGCCUUAGCUGCUUUGCUCAGGAAGACAUCGCCAUUUGUAGACCACACCUUGAAAUUGAGAUGCCAGAGGCAGCAGAGCAGUAUAAGCCUCUUAAGGCCUCAGUCAGCAUCCAUAACUCCCUGGACGCUCCCCUGAAGGACUGUGUGAUCUCCGUCUUCGGAAGGGGGCUCAUUCACAGAAAGAGGAGCUACAGAUUAGGGCCCGUGAGACCAGGAAACACCUUGUGCACCCAGUUCUGGUUCACACCGGUGAAGGCGGGGCCCCAGCGGCUCAACGUGGAAAUGGACUGCAACAUGUUCCAGAACCUAACCAACUACAGGAGUGUCACCGUGGUCACCCCUGAACUCGCAGCUUAAACGGCAGCUCCAGCACCACUGCCCCCACCACCACCCUGUAUCUAAGCUCUAAAACCACCCGUGCUGGAAGGGAAACUGCUUACCAGGCAAAUGAAUCCCCAUUCAAGCUGAUCUGAGUGAAACAAAACCAGAUUCCCAGAAAUCAACAGAAAAGACACCCAUUUCUGUCAUUCCAGCUUCAGGCGGCUGUGAAGACUAGUUGCCUUAGAAACUACUGGGCUUGAGUGAUAAAAGAAGAUCUUUAAAAAGGUGCUCAGAUGAAUACCUUCAGAUUUUUCUGGUUCAGGAUUUUCAUAACCAUUUUAGUGCUCACUAACACAUUCAUUAACUUAUAGGUAAGGAAAAGAACCUCACAUUUAAAUCAUAUAUUUUUGAAAUUGCUAAAAAUGGAAUUUUUAGAUAAUCCUAAUAUUUCAUUGAUUGGUGCUAUCCCUACCCAUUAUCCUUGAAAUCUCAAAGAUGACUGAACCAAGUUAUAACAUACAGAACACAGGAUCUAAGAGUAGAAGGAUCUUCUAGAUUCAGCUAUGGAUAAGUUUUACGAGAGUUCUAUAUGUAUUAAGUAUCCAACAAUUAAAGUCUGAUGUUAAUAACAUGAAUUUGGUCUAGUAGAGAAAUGUUAAAAUUAUUAAGAAUAUAGAAAAUAGGCCUUGUAAGAAAGAAUUAAAAAAAACAAACUGAACUCCUUUUGAACCAAGUAA
Messenger RNA from Pipistrellus kuhlii (Kuhl's pipistrelle), 3004 nucleotides. It is a transcript of the gene EPB42, whose product is annotated as erythrocyte membrane protein band 4.2. Bases 228 to 2303 code for a protein of 691 amino acids. Gene Ontology annotation, molecular function: protein-glutamine gamma-glutamyltransferase activity. The transcript has 13 exons. NCBI's taxonomy places the organism in Eukaryota, Metazoa, Chordata, Mammalia, Chiroptera, Vespertilionidae. The record is from RefSeq and is a predicted model, not a curated record. Gene Ontology annotation, biological process: peptide cross-linking.